Molecule: messenger RNA, 1626 nt
Organism: Scheffersomyces stipitis CBS 6054
Lineage: Eukaryota; Fungi; Ascomycota; Pichiomycetes; Serinales; Debaryomycetaceae
Gene: PFS2
Product: cleavage polyadenylation factor subunit
Exons: 2
Coding region: 1-1626 (541 amino acids)
Cellular component (GO): mRNA cleavage and polyadenylation specificity factor complex
Molecular function (GO): protein binding
Source: RefSeq, a predicted model, not a curated record
AUGUACGGCAAUCGGUCCAACGGGAACGGAUACAACUCCAACUCGUAUGGAAAUAACAACGGCCGUCCUUCGUACAAUAACAGAUACAACAAUAACAGCAACGACCCGAAGGUUCAGGAAAAGCUAGCAGCGUACAACCAGAACAUCGAACAACAAUUAGCAUCUCAAGAAAAAAAGACAGCACAUCGUAGAAUCGUAGACCAUGGCAACAAUAUGGGAAGGUGGUAUAUCCACAAGAACUUGGGGCUUUCUCAGCGACAACAGGCUAUAGGUAGCAUCAGACCUGAGUCCUCGUAUUUGAUAGACCUUCUUCCAACUCUCGCAUAUUCGUCGUCUUCCAACUUAGGGGCGGCCAACAACAAGAACAACAUGGCUGUGAUGGAUAUCCAGACCAAAUUCGUGCAUUUGUCGUCCAACAAGGUUAAACAUUCUAUCAAUGCUGUGAAAUGGACCCCUGAAGGUAGACGUCUAUUGGUAGCAUCACAUAGUGGAGAGUUUACUAUCUGGAACGGGAUGACCUUCAACUUCGAGACAAUUAUGCAAGCGCAUGAUUCGCAAAUUCUCGCAUUGCAGUACUCGCACAAUGACGAGUGGCUCUUGUCUGGUGAUCUGAACGGUGUCAUCAAGUACUGGCAGCCCAACUUCAACAACGUCAAUAUCCUCAAUGGCCAUACUCAGGGAAUCAGAGACAUUGCGUUUUCACCUAACGACUCUAAAUUCUUGACCUGUGGUGAUGACUCCACCUUGAAAAUCUGGAACUUCAACAACGGUAAAGAGGAACGUUCCUUAGCUGGACAUCACUGGGAAGUCAAGUCUGCUGACUGGCAUCCCAACUUGGGGUUGAUCGUCAGUGGAUCCAAGGAUAACUUGGUCAAGUUGUGGGAUCCUCGUAGUUCUACCUGUGUCACAACAUUGCAUGGAUUCAAACAUACAGUAAACAAGUGUAGAUUCCAGCCUACAGGUACCAAAAGGUUGUUGGCAUCUGUUUCUCGUGACAGAUCAUGUCGUGUUUUUGACUUGCGUACAAUGAAAGAUAUCUUAGUCUUGAGAGAUAGCGAGACCGAUUUGUCAUGUGUCUCGUGGCAUCCUACACAUGCAUCGAUGCUUACUACAGCUGCCUACAACGGAUCCAUGAGUCAUUACCUUCUCGACUCCUAUAUUCCUGAUAGCAACACCAGUGAGCUUUCCAAAAAGUCUACCUCUUACGGCUCGUCUUCCGUAGGCUCUAUAGAAGCAGUGCAUAGAAUCCCAUAUGCACACGAAAGAGCCAUCCAUGCCUUAGAGUACCACCCCUUGGGCCAUUUGUUGUGUUCUGCUGGUUCAGACAAGACCGCUAGAUUCUGGUCCCGCGCAAGACCCAACGAUCCAAUGUCGUACAAGGACCCAUUGUACACAGACGACAAGCAUGGAGCAUGGUACUAUUCGGUGAACAACAACAUCAAUGCUGUUAUCGAAGAUCCGAGUGGCUCCAAGGACAGAGACCGUUCGCAUACCCCAGGACUCAAUUUGCCAGGAUUGGGUUCGAGCUACGACUACAACGGAAAUGGCAAUAGCGGGAAUGGCGAUAUUGCAGCCACUCCGGCCCCUAGCAACUGGGGUUCCAUUCCUGGCUUACGGGGUCAUUAA